Messenger RNA from Scleropages formosus (Asian bonytongue), 395 nucleotides. It is a transcript of the gene s100t, whose product is annotated as S100 calcium binding protein T. Lineage: Eukaryota; Metazoa; Chordata; Actinopteri; Osteoglossiformes; Osteoglossidae. The record is from RefSeq and is a predicted model, not a curated record. Gene Ontology annotation, molecular function: calcium ion binding; calcium-dependent protein binding; transition metal ion binding. Gene Ontology annotation, cellular component: cytoplasm. The coding region runs from base 49 to 387 and encodes 112 amino acids. The transcript is spliced from 2 exons.
UCCUCUGACUGGAAAUGUCCCCUCUGCUCCCCAUUUCUGCCUCUCAGCAUGACUAACAGAAACCCAGAGGACAACACCAGCCUGGAGAAUGCCAUGCAGCUGAUGAUCCAGACUUUUCACAAGUACUCGGGAAAAGAAGGGGACAGGUUUACCUUGAGUCGAGGCGAGCUCAAGGAAAUGUUGACGCAGGAGCUGGGCACCUAUCUGGGGAAUGCACAAGACAAGGAUGCUGUGGACAAAGUUAUGAAUGACCUGGACUCCAACAAUGAUGGCGAGGUGGACUUCACUGAGUUCAUAAUCCUGGUGGGUGCCCUGACAGUGGCGUGCAACGAUUUCUUCCUGGAGUAUCACAAGGAUGACAAGAAGUCUUGUGAGAAAAAGGAAUGAAGGGUUGC